ACCGUAACAGCAUGCUGAGGACGUUUGCUACUCUGACGGCCAAGGCGGCGCGGCAGGGCUCGACGCUGGCCCGCAAGGUGCUCGAGCCGGCGGGCGAGCACAAGGCCACUAUCGUGUGGCUCCAUGGCCUCGGCGACUCACCUGAUGGCUUUGCGCCGCUGUUCCAGGCGACACAGCUGUUCGGCGAGUCCAAGCUUGGCGAGCACAUCCGGGUGGUCCUCCCGGACGCGCCGGAGCGACCGAUCACCGUCAACGGUGGCAUGGUCAUGCCUGGCUGGUAUGACAUUGCCUCGCUCGACCGCAUCGGCGCCGACGGGCCCGAGGCUGCCGAGGACGUCGAGGGCAUCGCUGCGUCGGCGCAGGACAUCAUUGAGCUGGUGGCCGAAGAGCGGGCGCUACUGCGGUCGGGCCUCGACGCUGAUCUGGCCAAUGAUGGUCAGCGGCUGCCGAUUGUGCUCGGCGGCUUCUCUCAGGGCGGCGCCAUGGCGCUGUACGCGGCGCUGCGGGCCGAGCUCGGCCUCGCCGGCCUGGUCUGCUGGUCGUCGUACGUUCUUGCUGCCACCGAGUCGGUCGAGCUUGCGACGGCUAGCUCUGCAGCCUCGCUUCCGCCGCUCCUCAUCCACCACGGCCGCGAGGAUCCGAUGGUCCCGCUUGCGUGGGCCAAGCCCGGCUGGGACCGCAUCCGUGCCGCCUGGCCGGAGCUCUCUGGCUCGGACCUAGUCGAGUGGGACGGCCUCGGGCACUCUGUCGACAUCGACCAAGUCGUUGCCCUCGACAAGUGGCUGGCCCACAUCUUUCCGCUGUCGCGCCAGCUGUGAGUCAAAAGCCUUGAUGUGUUAUUGUUUGAACGACGCCCCGCCAAGAGACACCGCCGAUCGAUGAACGCUGCUACGGCUGGCACUGUGGUUGGCAUCACGGUCUGCCUGGCUUGGGCGGGGCCCGAGGCACAAGUCGAGCCUGGAGGUGGUCCUCAUGCUGCGGCGGCGCAUGCGGUUCGUGCGAGUGCGCGGUCGACGACGAGGCUCUCGGCACAAAGACAAUACCCAUCCGGGCGGCGGUCGUUCGUGCGAUCAUGGCGGCGGCCACGGCGGCGCCUACAACCAUGGCGCCUUCAGCGUACAUAAGCUUGGACAUGGUGAGGUGAUGGUCUGCUGCGUGGUCAAGAAAAGGAGCGCGAACAAAGAAUGAUUGCAAGCAACGUGAAAUCGGGUCCGGUUUUAGCAACAUCUGGCCCGCACACAUCCAGCGCGACCCACACAUCCAGCGCGGCCCACACACAUCCAGCGCGGCCCACACACAUCAACCAUAGACAUGAACUUGGUAGGGAGCUAGAGACUCUGGAUGGUGCUCCAGACUCGUGACCAUCGCCAUCAGGCGUGCGUGCGCGUCGUCGGCGAGUUGGGAAUGACACGGGCGCGCAGGUGGUCCUCGUGCUGCGGCGCCGAAGGCUCAAACGAGUGCGGCGCGGCCGAGAUGGAAAAGCCGCCUGCGCCAGACAUCAGCCGAUGGCGCGACGAUGCAGC
This is a messenger RNA of Thecamonas trahens ATCC 50062, 1523 nucleotides long. RefSeq names its product carboxylesterase. The transcript has a single exon. The coding region runs from base 12 to 818 and encodes 268 amino acids. Gene Ontology annotation, molecular function: hydrolase activity. NCBI's taxonomy places the organism in Eukaryota, Apusomonadida, Apusomonadidae. The record is from RefSeq and is a predicted model, not a curated record.